GAGAACGGAGACGAAUCUGAGCAUUGCGCCUCGGCGGUCCAGCGGUCAAACAACACUAAUAUAUACACAACGUCCGUUUGUUUAUUAGAUCAGUUAUCGAAAUGCCGAAAUUCACCUUCGUAUUAGUGAUCGUGGCUCUGGCCGUCAGCGUACAAGGUUUCCCGACGUUCGAGGAUGACGUUGCAGCCGCGGCGGCGUCCGGCAACUGGGCUAAAGUACAUGAGAUCUUGAGAAAGAACUUCGCUUCAUCCUUCGGGCACAACACGAUGACAGAUGUCCGAAGCCUGAAGCCGCAGAACGGCGGCCACGUGUUCGCAGAGGCGAAGUCCACCUUUGAGCACUCGUCCAACAAGAAUGGCAUGUCCAGCCACGAGCGAGGCGGCCACGAGGUCGUGAACAACGACGGCAAGGUCACCGAAUGGGACCUGAAUUAAACCUUAACUCCAAGGCACAGAGACCUAUUUGCACUAACAUCGCACUUCGCGAAUAGAAUAAGCGAGGCUGUUGGAGUGGUUUCAAUAUAUUGAAAUAGAUGGCGCUGCACAGUGAUAUAGCUUAUCUAACGCAAAAGUUUGACAAGUUGGUGUAAAAUAGGUAUUACGGUUCAUUCUGUACGAUGUUUCGCAACGCUAUCUAGUUCAGCUACCGAAAUCACUAACGUCCAUGCUGUCCAUAAGUCCAUUUUGUCAAUGGUAUUGUGAUAUUGUGUAUGUAGUUGUGAAGAAGUAAAUCAAAGAUUUCGAGUUUGAAAUUAUUUACUAAAUAAAGCAUUGCUGCUACACUAAAACACAAGCUCGCUUAUUUACACGCAAUGCUCGCUUGUUUUAGUUAGACCAUAUUCGAGACCAUUUAGAACAACUUUGGUUUAGGAUUGCACUUUACUUUUAGAUGGAAUUUUAUUGCGUAGAUACGUACGAAUGGUUAGAAUAAUGUAGUGGAUACACAUAUAACUAGUUACGAUACAAUGCUUAAUUUCAUCUCAAAACAAACGACU
Messenger RNA from Cydia strobilella, 994 nucleotides. RefSeq lists its product as uncharacterized. The transcript is spliced from 4 exons. The coding region runs from base 102 to 434 and encodes 110 amino acids. The record is from RefSeq and is a predicted model, not a curated record. NCBI's taxonomy places the organism in Eukaryota, Metazoa, Arthropoda, Insecta, Lepidoptera, Tortricidae.